This is a messenger RNA of Lytechinus pictus (painted urchin), 2753 nucleotides long. RefSeq names its product lengsin-like. The record is from RefSeq and is a predicted model, not a curated record. Gene Ontology annotation, cellular component: membrane; cytoplasm. Gene Ontology annotation, molecular function: glutamine synthetase activity. The transcript has a single exon. The coding region runs from base 17 to 1357 and encodes 446 amino acids. NCBI's taxonomy places the organism in Eukaryota, Metazoa, Echinodermata, Echinoidea, Temnopleuroida, Toxopneustidae.
UGACAUUGACAGAAGCAUGGAGAGAGCACUGAAAAUGAUCGAUCUGUUUGGCAUCACAUCAGUUCGCUUUGAGCAAACUGAUUACUACGGUAUCCCACAUUGCAAGGUGAUACCUGUUAAGCACUUCAGGGAUAAGGCGAUACACGGCCAAAACUUCUGCCUAGGGUAUUUAUCUUUCAAUCCCCAUGGCCAGCCCAUCAGUGGUACAGGAUACGGCGAGGAGAUCCACUACGAAGACGCAGUUUGCUUUCCAGACUUGGCUUCCUUUCAGACCUUACCUUGGUGCAAGAAGACAGCACGGGUUAUCGUAGAGGGCGUCUAUGAAGGGAAAGUGUGUGAGGGGUACCCAAGGGUUGUUGCACGUCGUCAACUUGAACGCCUGGAGGAGAUGGGAUACUCACUCUUUUCUGCCCAUGAGUUUGAGUUCUACUUGGUCGAUAAGAAGACGCAAGGACCAAUCGAUAAUUCCACCAACGCAAAUGCCACAUCGCGCCUCUUUAAAAUUGAGGAUUUCACGCAAGACGUAUUGGAAGGAUUACCUCCGGCUGGUGUGGAUUUAGAGUUCAUCGGUAGCGAAUCGGCCACAGGACAGUUUGAGAUCGUUUACCGUCCAAGCUUUGGUAUUCGUGCUGCAGACAACGCCCACACAUACAAGAUUGGCAUCAAGGAAAUCGCACAAAAACAUGGAUACAUCGCAAGUUUCAUGUCGAAACCUUGGCCAGAUAAAAGUGGUUCAUCAGCGCAUUUUUGCCAUUCUCUUUGGGACGUCUCCGGAGAAACACCCCUACUCUACGAUCCGUCUCAACAAUUCCAACUCUCUAAGCUAGGCCAGUAUUGGGUAGCAGGUCUACAUGCUCACGCAUGUGCACUAGCAGUUCUUAUGGGUCCGACGGUGAACUGUCUCAAACGUUACAAACCUUUCAGCUUUGCCCCAAGCAACGCAACGUGGGGGAUGGACAACCGAACGUGCGCCUUCCGCGUCAGGGUCCAAGGUGCCAAAGGGACCUAUAUCGAGAACAGAAUGGGAGCGAGUGCAUGCAACCCCUACAUCAGCCUAGCUGCAACAGUAGCAGCUGGAAUUGACGGUAUCGUCAGAAGGUUACCUCUACCUGAGCGGGUAGUUGGAGAUGCCUACAAGGACGAAGACGUCCCACCGCUGACACAAAAAUUACCAAACAGCAUGAUGGACGCGAUAGACUGCUUACUGGAUGAUGAGGUUAUUGUGUCUUCCCUUGGGCAAGAAUUCAUCAAGUGUUUUAUUGCGGGGAAGCGAAACGAGAUGGAGCUCGAGAGAGCGGCAGUUGAAAGGGGCGAACUGCAUAAAUGGGAGCAUGAUUAUUUUUUUGAAGUGAUGUAAUGGACAAUAAUUAGUACAAAAUUUUUGACCAAAAAUAUUUGUUGUAUCGUACCGUUAGUGGUAUUGAGUGUUCAAUUUUUUUUAUUUCCCUGCUCAAUGUCACGUAUUGAAGUACGGUGUAUUCGAUAGAAGUACGGUUCGUCUUGACAUGAAUUUACAACUAAUGUUGUACAUCAGAACUAUCAAUCAAACUACAAACAUGGCAAAGUUUUUUUUUAGAUGGAUCAAUGAAGUUUGUAGACUGAAGGGGCAUACAUGACCCCAUGCAUUGUAAAUGUCUUAUCUACUUUUCGAGCUGAUUAAAGGAUUUCUUCAAAUCUUAAAAAGGUACAUCGGUAGCCAAUCCGGAAGCGUAUCGAAUUUCAAAUACUGUCUACAUUUGGCACCAAAAUAUUUACAAGACCUUGUCAUGACUUAUUACAUCAGCUCGUAGCCUGAGAUCAUCAGAACGACUUCUUCUAAUAAAAUGUAAAAUACGAGUAGCCUAUGGUGAGUGAGCUUUCUCUGCGGCAGCAGUUACUCUGUCAUGUCUGUGGGACAACUUACCAGUAAAUUUCAGAAAUAUAUCAUCAUAAGUGAAACAUAAGUCUAAUCUUUUCGAAUAGAAUCAGCACCAAGGCACUCAUCCAAACUCUCUCAUAUUUUCAAUUUUCUUGUGCAACUUGGAAUAGAAUAUUUCUAGUUAGAAGAUUGUAACGGAUAGCUUUAUAUAUACUCAACCAACACAGAUUCAAUGAUAUACUUUUUAUUGUUCUAGACUUAGUGUCUUUGUAUGUAAUCUACAUGUGAAUUACAUUAUAAAACUAUAUAUAGCUAGUAGAAUGCUUACUGUUGCAAUGUUAGUCAUUUUAUGUAUUUUCAAAAGAUUUAUACAACAAAAAAUAAUACAAGUAAAGCCAGCUUAACGGGAAAUAGAUUUUUACUUUUCAGAGCAUCAUAUUUUUUUUUAAUAGCAGUAGGCCUACUCGAGCAGUUAUUUGAGGGUUUAUCAGACAUUUGUUAUUUAACAUUUAGUUACAUGUACAAUCAAUUUCAUGAAAUUAAAUUGUACAUGUUUGCACGAUCGUUAAGAAUAUGCUCUUUGUGUGAGCGUAACGGGCAUUACGUGCAAUGACCAAGGCCUUUUUUCAACCUCCUUUUUAUUAUGUAAUUUGGGGGAUUGAAUGUAUCUCGAAUUGAUAUUAAGACCCCAACCGAAGCGAAAAGAGAAAUGGAUAAAUCAUAUACCAAUAGAAAGGUUAUAGAUUACUAAACACAACGAUGCUAUAUAGUUUUGUGUAUUUUCACCUCUAACUGGGAAAGUAAUUUGCUUAACAAAAACUCAAGUUAGAGGCAGUGGCGCCAUUACAAUACAAUACCGUUAUAUAUCGCUCUUCACAAUGAUUGUAUCAUAGCG